Messenger RNA from Sphaeroforma arctica JP610, 3644 nucleotides. RefSeq lists its product as hypothetical. The annotation marks the transcript as partial. NCBI's taxonomy places the organism in Eukaryota, Ichthyosporea, Ichthyophonida. The transcript is spliced from 4 exons. The record is from RefSeq and is a predicted model, not a curated record.
GUGGCCGCCAGACUCGCCGACCACUUCCGGAGACGGUCGAUCUGACACCACGCUAUGGCCAGGGCCGCAAGACCAGUACAUCGAAGCGCAAACGAGACACACUUCAUGAUAUCACCAACCACAGCCGACACCGCGGAGAUUUGGGGAAGGCACACGCCCUCAAGUCCAGUAGUAACACACAUAGUCAUCAUGACGUGAACGAGACUGUACAUGCUAGUACACGGGAGGAGAAACCUAAUACGCAACCACAGCACAACAAACAACAGCGGCGCAGUGACGGGUUUGCCAAACCACGGUCUAUGUUUCUACCACCCCCCUCGCCCGCGAGAAUGGAUACAGAGGUCAAAUCCAACCGAUCACAGCAGGCCCAUACUCGCGCAUUGGUCUCGCCGGAUGAGCGGCGACCGAUUAAAGAUGCAGCUCCAAGCGCCCCACGUAAUUAUAUCGCUGACAAGCGUAAGCUGCUCAGAGUGCAUUCGGAGAAGGUGAGACAAGACCCGCAGUCGUGGCAGCAGGAGAGUCUAUCCCAAUCAGUUCACCCCCAGCGAAUACUAAUCGACGACAACGACGACAUUACCAAUCCCAAAGUCCCCAAAGCCAGUACGAGCUCCGAGCAACCGGAGGGGAGGGUGGAUGAGAAUUCUUCAUCUCAUGAGGUGGCUUUCAAGCGGCCGCUUGCUCACGACCGUAGGUCUCUGUAUGAGUCGUAUCGAAAUAUCGAUGGCGCGUACUCACAUGUAGACGGGAAGGGGAUCGGAUCACACCCCCGUGCAUUGGGGGAUAAACACACUUACAAAGUACAGCGAUCGACAGAUAAGAGAGAAGGGGCAGACAGGGGUGGAUUGCACGCAUGGAGUGAGGCGUCCGCGAAGCGGCCGCGGAAAGAGCGCCGCACACAUGAUGAGAGCAUAUAUUCAUCCCGAUCCCGUCAUAGCACACAUGACUUUCAUGAGGGGCACGUGGAUAAGGUCAUGGAAAGCGAAGACAACAUCGAAACCAUUCCCAGAAUGCGAGACGGAAGCGAGCUUGUCAAUGUAUCACCUACACGCAAAAGGACGCAGACACUACAUGCGUUGGGGAUUCCGCAGCCAGGUAGCUCAGGGGAUGAUACAGACAACAGAUCAGCCGUAGGCAAGGGAUGUAUUGAGAACCGACGACGUGCGCAAGACUGUAGUCCAGAAGAAACUUGGGAAUAUGGAGAUGCACUCGUACCGGUGCGCAGGAUGUCGGCGCAGAUGCAAUCCAAGAUGCAUGCUAGUGCACAGAAAUCAACUUCUCCAUUCCAUACAGACGAAUAUAAACAUGCUGCACCCCGUACCAACAGCACUACUCCCGUGGCAGCUACCGUCUCACUGCGUGCCCACGCUGACAGACAACCACAGCAGUCGAAGAGCGUUCGUGGCAGCCGUGAUGGGCGUACAACUAAAAUCCAUGCCACCAAGACAUCGCAACAAGCGCUACAAGUUGUGGAGUUGGUGGACAGGCAUCCAGGCACACCAUCGGAGAGCGGACCACGAUGCAGUAUUCCGCAUAAGCACGACCACCUGUCAACAAACCCCGACACUCGCACUGAAAGGACCAUAGAGUCCAGUGAGCGACCUGCCCUACUCCUCACGCCUGUGUCUAACCAUAUGCCGUCAUGCUAUCAGCGUCUUGCUUCGGUCGUAGUGACCAACAAAGGAUACCGCGAUGGUGGAAGUAUCGCUACCGGGAGAAACUCGGUACAACCACCACGGUUUAUGUGUCCACAAGCACUCGGUGUGUACUCGGAGGAGUUGCCUGCCACGCAUCACCCUGAUGUUUCGCAGAGACCUCGGGCUGUGACAGAUGUGGGCCAUGGCGAAGUGUUAUUGCGCAGGGCUGAUGGAUCGGUCUACACGGCCUCAGUUGUUCGCUAUUCCACUGUGGUGUUAGGUAGCGCUCAUGGUUGUAUCAAACAUUCUCGUGAAGCAGUCGUGAAGGCACAAGUAUACAAUGACGGAGACAGACGCUCACUGAACCGCCCCAGCGACAAUCAGCAUGGCCAUUGGCAAGGCUUGUUUGCUCACAGCGGCGCUGCAGGAAACACCGAGAGUUAUACUCGCCACCCAGGUACAUCGCGACACAAGACGCUCAAGCCAUCAUUAGGCAGUGAGAAAAUCGACAGGUGCAAAACCGCCCCAGGAUUAUGCGGCAUGCUCUCUCCCGCGCACACAUUGCCUGCGGAGGUGGAAGCGAGUGUGAGUACGAGUGGCGGGAUCAAGCCAGAAAGCGGUAAGACUGGGCUCACAGUACUUAACCAACCAAACGGGGGUGAUGUCGCCCUUCACAGAGCUGAGCUUCCAUUGAGUGGGCACGGCUAUCCUACAUUAGAGGUGGCCGGCACUGUAAAGGCAGUCUCGGAAAGGCGGGGGCAUCGAGGCUCUGCUGUUGUAGAGCUUGGGUCAUCUCAAAGCCCUCCAGAAAGUGCCGUGCGAUGUGAAGGUCUUGUAACUAAACACACUACAUCUGCGCCGUUGAAGUCACUAUCGGCCGCGAGUUGCCCAGUAGAGAAUGGGGACGUAGUAUGUGCCGGAAACAAGACUGCCACCGGAGUGACAUGUGACAAUGCUGAUACUGCAGCUGGAGUACUUGAGAGUGGUACCACGUACUAUCAGCGCAAAGAGGCGAGUGCUGCGAAGCCACCUUCAAAGGGCACCGAUCAUGUGCGUGCUCAGAGCCCGGAUGGUCAAAAGAUCAGUGAGCGCGACUGCACAGUGGAUGCUCAUCCCGUCGUAGACACAGAUGCGGUGGUGUGCCGAGACGCAGUACGCAAGUCGGAAAAAGUGCCUCGGGCGCGGCCGAUUAUCGAGGAGGAACUUGUCCGGGAUGCAGCACGUACGAAGCAGCAAAACUCAGUCGACAGUAGGUUUAUGUCACAAUCUGUGGCGCUGCUUCAACACCUGCCCACUACUGGAGAAGCCGAUUCGCGCACAGAGCAAUUAAGCGAAUAUGCGUCUGUAGCUGGCUGUUGCACUGGCAUGACCAAGACCGCCCGUGGUAGCUCACGAAAAGUUGACCCUACGCACAACAAUACAAUUAGUUCAAUCAAGCACACUGCGAUGGAAGUAAGUCCUGAUUUAAAUGCGUUUGAGCGGUCCAUUCGUGCCGACACCGCUGACGACUCCCGAGACGGCAGCGAUCGACCCGAUAGGUCUGCGAGCUCUGCAAUGGAACAUGGAAUGGUGAAUGGUGGUCAUGCCGGUCUCCCAAUCGUCGAACGUGCUGUAUUUCGCAAGCAAGCAGCUCCCCCUGAGGUCCGUGAUCAUCUCACGGCAAAGCUACCACUAAGAACAUCGGUAAAGGAAACAAACAUUGAGAAGCAAUGGAGUGAUCUACUUGUUGGUACUUGUCAGGCUGGUUCAACCUCAACCAAAGGUCUGUUGUUUGCCAGUGAAGCGCAGUCUAGGCGUGAAAUCCAGACGAGGCUUCUGUCCCACAAUGCAACCAACAGUCUACGCAGGCCUCAACCAGGCGAGAAGGUCAUUCAACGGCCAGAUGGUCUGCGCCGACAGGAUACAGCACUACUUUCGACAUUCAAACAUGAUACGCACAUGUUCUCAAGCGAAACCGAUAUCUGGCUGCAAAGCCAGGCCGACAGUAUGCUUGCGCAACAUGAUUGGUGA